Molecule: messenger RNA, 1421 nt
Organism: Rhododendron vialii
Lineage: Eukaryota; Viridiplantae; Streptophyta; Magnoliopsida; Ericales; Ericaceae
Product: myb family transcription factor PHL7-like
Exons: 7
Coding region: 439-1260 (273 amino acids)
Molecular function (GO): DNA-binding transcription factor activity; DNA binding
Source: RefSeq, a predicted model, not a curated record
CCAUUUUCCGUUUCCCCCAAUCAAUUGAUUCUCUGCUUUGUUUCUACGUAAAAAAAAUUGACCUGUUCAAUUAUCAUUCAGUCCGGCCCGUUCCGUUCCGUCCUGUUCUGUUCUGGAAGUACCAAACACUUCAAUAAAUUCCCCAGUACUUCCUUUUGCCAUCUGCAGCCCCACACCUCUCUCUGUUCUCUUCUGCCACAACUCUCUCUCUCUCUCUCUCUCUCUCUUCCCCGUGCGUGUGGGUGGGUGGGUGGGUGUCUGACACACUAUCUUGAAUUAAAUUGGUUGUAAAAUUGUCAGUUGAAUUGAAGCCAGUUGAAUUUGAUGAAUGAUGAUAAUAACCCUCACCUUCACUUUUCCGAUAGGUGGCUAGAAUCAUUUGCUGAAAAUUUGAAGUCUCAGUAAAGGUAUUCUGUUCCAUUUAGGAGAGCUUUCAACAUGUAUCAUGCCAAAAAAAUUUCAACUACAAGUUUAGUCCCACAUAAAGUUCAAGGUCCCGAACAACUUGCACCUGUUGGCAUGUUGGGAGGAUCUGCAACGAGGGAUGCCGCUCCAACUGUAGAAAGUGGCAAGCAGCGAUUGCGGUGGACCUCGGAUCUUCAUGAUCGUUUCGUGGAUGCUAUUGCUCAACUCGGUGGACCAGAUAGAGCAACACCUAAAGGUGUUCUUAGAGUGAUGGGUGUACCUGGACUUACCAUAUAUCAUGUGAAAAGCCAUUUACAGAAGUAUCGCCUUGCAAAGUACCUGCCCGAGUCUCCAGCUGAUGGUUCUAAAGAUCAGAAGAAAGGUUCUGGAGACAGCCUUAACGACAUGGAUUCUUCCCCGGGGGUGCAGAUAAACCAGGCACUGAAGAUGCAGAUGGAGGUGCAAAAGCGUCUUCAUGAGCAACUUGAGGUACAAAGGCAGUUACAAAUGAGAAUAGAGGCUCAGGGGAAAUACUUGCAGAAAAUAAUUGAGGAGCAGCAAAAACUAAGUGGUGCUCUUAAAGCCUCCGAAACCCUACCACUGGCCGAGGAUAAGCAGCUGGCAUCACACUCUCAGCCACCUCCUGAUGGCGACACGAGUUCCUCAUCCCUAAGGAAGAAGCAAAAAGUGGAGGCGGCGUCCUCUAGAGGAGACUGUAUUCUUCCGUCGGUGCCACGAAAAGAUGACCGGGAUCAUGAACUUGUUACUCACUGGAACGUGUAUAGUGGUGACACCAAGUUUGGGUUAAAUGUGAGAGGAGGAGAGUUCAAGGAACCGGAAGGUGGUGCGGGUUAAGCAGGGGGAGACAACGGGUUUAAGCCUCCAUCUGUGGUUCAAGUUCAAAUCCUGUGAUGGGCAUAUGCCAUAAAUACUAGUAAUCAAUUUGUAGUCAUGUAUAAAUGCAGUAUAUGCAGAUUACUCCUCCACUUGCAAUCAAGUCUAAGCAUUUCUAUCUA